AUGUCUGUUCAACCUGCUUCCAAAAUCAAUAGCUCCACCUUUCUUCUUACGGCUUUUUCUGGUCUGGAAAAGGAUUACCCUUGGCUCUCCAUCCCUUUCUCCUGUGUCUAUGCGAUUGUACUCUCUGGGAACUGCCUGGUGCUGCAAGUGAUCCGAACAGAACCUAGCCUGCAUAAGCCCAUGUUCUACUUCCUGGCCAUGCUGGCUCUCACCGACCUGUGCAUGGGGCUGUCCACAGUACACACUGUGUUGGGGAUCCUAUGGGGCCUCAGCCGGGAGAUUAGUCUGGAUGCCUGUAUGGCUCAGGCCUUCUUUAUUCAUGGUCUAUCAUUCAUGGAGUCUGGAGUCCUUCUUGCCAUGGCUUUUGAUCGUUUUACAGCAAUCUGUAACCCUCUGAGGUAUACAUCUAUACUAACCAGUGCCAGGAUCAUCAAAAUUGGGCUGGGGAUUUUAGUUAGGAGUUUUGUGUUCAUCAUUGCUCCCAUAGUCCGCCUAAAAUUUUUUCAUUACUGCCACUCCUGUGUCCUCUCUCAUUCUUUUUGUCUACACCAAGACCUACUGAGAUUAGCCUGCUCUGACAUCCGCUUCAACAGUUUCUAUGCCUUGGCUUUGUUGAUUUGUACACUUUUGUGUGAUUCUGUGUUAAUUCUCAUAUCCUACAUUCUGAUCCUGCGCACUGUUUUGGUUAUUGCAUCCCGGGAGGAGCGACUGAAGACCUUGCAGACCUGUGUCUCCCACAUCAGUGCUGUCCUGGUUUUCUACAUCCCAAUCAUUGGUCUGAGCAUGGUGCACCGCUUUGGGAAGCACCUCUCUCCUGUGGUCCAUGUCCUCAUGGGCAACAUUUACAUUAUCUUCCCACCUCUGAUGAACCCCAUCAUUUAUAGUGUCAAGACCCAGCAAAUCCGAGACAGAAUCCAGAAGUGGUUCACUAAGAAAUCCUGUAGAUAA
This is a messenger RNA of Otolemur garnettii (small-eared galago), 948 nucleotides long. RefSeq names its product olfactory receptor 51V1-like. Gene Ontology annotation, molecular function: G protein-coupled receptor activity; olfactory receptor activity. Gene Ontology annotation, biological process: G protein-coupled receptor signaling pathway. Gene Ontology annotation, cellular component: membrane. Lineage: Eukaryota; Metazoa; Chordata; Mammalia; Primates; Galagidae. The transcript has a single exon. The coding region runs from base 1 to 948 and encodes 315 amino acids. The record is from RefSeq and is a predicted model, not a curated record.